Molecule: messenger RNA, 906 nt
Organism: Meloidogyne enterolobii
Lineage: Eukaryota; Metazoa; Nematoda; Chromadorea; Rhabditida; Meloidogynidae
Source: the annotation of a GenBank genome assembly
UUUCCAGAGAUUAAUCCAUUUACAAUGCUUUUUGUCAGUUCUGGUACUCUCUCCUAUUAUUCCCAACUUCUCCAUUAUGAUAACUAUCCCGAUUUGGUUUAUCCAAUUGAAAUGGUAAAUAUUGCCAAAUGGAUAUAUAUUCCCUAUCGUUUAAUUAAAUCUAUGAUGCCUGUUGGGUUUGUUGAUCGUUUUAGAUUACACGAUGCUAAUUUUUUGGAAAAUCUUUGUAUGGAAAUUAAUUUGGAUUAUAUUCCACAUUCACUUGGAGGGCAAAAUCAGGCGAGAAAAUUAUUAUUUGAUUCAAUAUAUUGUGUACCAAUGCAACACUCUACUCAAAGUUGGCAACCUAUAGAACCAAGAGUGCUCAAUCAUUUGGAACAUUUAUCUAUUGGACCGAGGAAAUAUAAAUUUUUAAAAAUCCAAAUAGACCCAAACGCUGCGAAAAAACAUUUUUUAAGUUGGUAUUUCCGAACAGAUGGAAUAAUUCAAUUUGGGGUGUUUUUCGAGCCAUUGAGGAAUGAAAGGAAGGAAAAUAAGCAGAAUGGAAAGUAUCUAAAUGGUCAUCACAAUGGAAUAACUAUACCUACAGCGGGUACCCGUCCUUCUAUCGAAUAUUUUGAAAAUAAUAUGGAAUGGGUCUAUAUGUGGUUUAAAUUAACUGCUAAAAUACACCAUGAGUGGGAUAGUGUAGAAUGUACUCAACCAGGAAUUUACUGGAUUAUGUUUUCAAAUUGUCAUAGCUGGAUACAUAAACGUUAUGUUGAGUUUAUAAUACAAUUAGCUGGUGAAGAAAAUGAACAAACAAAUAUUAAAAGAAUUUGGCAUGACAAAAGGGAAGAGGAAAAUAAUAACUUAAAAGAUUAUGAAGAUUUGAGGAAAAUUUUUCAGAUGAAAAUUAAAACUUGA